Nymphalis io (European peacock) is the source of this 1335-nucleotide messenger RNA. Its product is annotated as beta-ureidopropionase-like. NCBI's taxonomy places the organism in Eukaryota, Metazoa, Arthropoda, Insecta, Lepidoptera, Nymphalidae. The transcript has a single exon. Gene Ontology annotation, molecular function: beta-ureidopropionase activity. The record is from RefSeq and is a predicted model, not a curated record. The coding region runs from base 154 to 1239 and encodes 361 amino acids.
AGUAUGCGCUUACUUAGCUAAUACAUCAAGCUUCCAUUCCGUAUUGACUAUUAAUCUAUUUAUAGUUAGUACACACUUUGAAACCAGUGCAUACCAAUUGGACAUAGUUUACAGCGCCUUACGUAAUUUUUUUACUAACGCGGCGAUAACAAAAUGGACAGCUUAGAUAAUGUCAUUAAAAAUUGUUUAAAUAAAGAUCAAUUAAAGCCAUUCAAUAAAAUAUAUUAUGGAAGAGAAGAUAACUGUGAAUUGAAACUUAAGGAUUCGACGAAGGCUGAUAGUAUCAAAGGUAAUUUCGAAGUCGCGGGAUAUUCUUUUUUAGCAACGAAAGAGGAGCUUAGAAAACCUAAUGUUUUGAGGUUAGGUUUAAUACAACAUUCAAUUGUUUUGCCGACCGAUAAACCGAUAAGCGAACAGAGACAAGCUAUUUUCAACAAAAUUGAGAAAAUUAUCAAAGUAGCAGCGUCCGAAGAUGUUCGUGUUUUAUGUUUACAAGAAACGUGGUCGAUGCCCUUUUUUCUAUGCACAGGGGAGAAAGAAAAAUGGGAAGAAUUUGCGGAACCAGCUAUUAACGGACCAAGCUCGUUAUUCCUUAGUAAGCUAGCAAGAAAAUAUGAAAUGGUGAUCAUAUCUCCGAUACUAGAACGCGAUGACGACGGUAAAUGGUGGAAUACUGCCGUCGUAAUCGAUGAAAACGGUGAUUAUAUGGGCAAACAUCGUAAAAAUCACUUGCCUAGUGUUGGAAGCUAUAGCGAAACACCAUAUUAUAAACCUGGUAACCUUGGUCACCCAGUUUUCGAUACGAAAUAUGGUAAAAUUGCCGUAAACAUCUGUUAUGGACGUCAUCACGCAUUAAACUGGUUGAUGUUUGCUCUUAAUGGAGCACAAAUUGUUUUCAAUCCUGCGGCUACAAUCGGUGAAUUUGGAGAAACUUUUUGGGGAAUCGAAGCUCGUACUGCCGCUAUCGCUAAUCACUACUUCACCUGUAGUAUCAACAGAGUUGGAACGGAAGAGUUUUUUAUAAAUAAUGAUAAAAAAAUUAGAACUUAUUAUGGAUCCAGUUACGUUACUGCUCCUAAUGGGUGCAGAACACCAGGUCUUUCUAAAGACAGAGAUGGUCUUCUUAUUGUUGAACAAGAUCUGAAUUUGUGUCGACAAGUCAGGGAUCAAUGGGGGUUCAAUAUGACUUCUCGUUUAGAUGUAUAUGCUAAAUCUAUUCAUAAAAAUGCUAUGAAAUAAAAUUGUGUUCAUGAAAACGAAUUUUGUAAUCAUUCUUCUUCUAGUUUCUUACAUUUUGUUCAUCCAUAUCUUAUUAAAUAUUAUUUUUUAAUAAUA